AUGACCGGUCGUUUGGCAGGAAAGAUUGCUCUGGUCUCCGGCUCCACCCAGGGCUUUGGGAGAGGGAUCCUUGAGACUUUCGUCAAGGAGGGGGCGCUGGUUCUGGGAUUGGACUUGCAGGCCACUGACGGUCCAGUUGAUGGAUACUCAGAGAGCCAAGCUUAUCAGAUUAAGGCCAACGUAGCCGAAGAAGCAAGCUGGAAAAAGGCACUUGAGACGUCAGUUCAACGCUUCGGCAAAGCGCCCUCUAUCGUCGUCCACAACGCUGGCUGGUCCUACCCCAACAAGUCGAGCAUCGACGUCACCCUCGAAGAGUUCAACCGUGCCUUCGAGGUAAACGUCAAGAGCAUCUUCCUCGCCUCCAAGAUCCUCAUCCCCGAGAUGAAAAAGAACGGCACCGGCUCGACCAUCGUCAUCUCCAGCGAAAACGCGAUCCGGCCCGGCGCCCUGCAGACGUGGUACAACGCCACCAAGGCCGGCGUGUCUUCGGCGACCAAGUCCAUGGCGCUGGAGUUUGCCCGGGACCAGCUCCGGUUCAACACGAUCUGCCCGACCUCGGGCAACACGCCUCUCCUCAACAAGUUUGCGGGCAUCGCGGACGGGCCUGUGCCGGCGGAGAUUAUCAAGGCCAAGUGUGAGGCGAUCCCGAUUGGGCGCCUCGUGGAGCCCUCUGAUGUGGCUAAUGUAGCUCUUUUCCUUGCUGAGCCGGCUAGCUCGAUUAUCAGUGGUGUCGAGAUUCUCGUUGAUGGAGCGCGGUGCGUGUAA
Messenger RNA from Colletotrichum chrysophilum, 765 nucleotides. RefSeq lists its product as uncharacterized. The coding region runs from base 1 to 765 and encodes 254 amino acids. The record is from RefSeq and is a predicted model, not a curated record. Lineage: Eukaryota; Fungi; Ascomycota; Sordariomycetes; Glomerellales; Glomerellaceae. The transcript has 2 exons.